CGUGACUUCCACAUCAUUCAUUGUUUCUUAUUGUUAUGCCGGUACUACGGUACCGAUUGUACUACCUGACCAUCUGGCAUCCGCGACCUGUUGGACCUGCCAAUAGAGACCCACAUUCUUAUUUAAUUGUCCCCUGCAACGCUGCUUCCCCCACCCUUGCCGUCUGUCCCAAUCCAGGUUGACGGUAUUCUCUAACUUCGAACUGCUACCAGGUCAACUACCAGGCAAUUCUUGGAAGCAACACCGAAAUUAACCACAAUUCUCUUCACUUCUUAAUUUUCUUUUCUUCUUUUCUUCUUCCUUUAACUUAUUAUGCAAAGUCCAGCCCUUCAUUCCAAGCUACUCUUGAACCAGAGGGUAGCCUUGCCUUGAUUCUUACUGGUAACUUAACAUAUCUUCACUUCUUUUCCCCACUACGUCGGCCCAGCCUUGCACCACAUCGCAUCGCAUCGCCUCGUCUCGCCUCGCGUCGCCUUGCCUUGCCUCAUUGGUAUUGGUAUUGCACAUCAAUUACCACGUGCCAAUUACUUCGAGCUCGUGGACAAGCUCCGCCUCUUCCUCUUUUUAAUUUGAGUGUUCGCCGACCCUAAAAUCCACAUUGGUCCCCUCACUCUCACGACCAGCCGCUGCGAAGCCUACGUGGCCCUCAUUACUCCACCAUUGUCUCCUCCCCGUCAUCCUCGCUACCGUCAUAUUCAAUUUUACUACGGGUCGUCCAACCAUAAUGGACUCGAUAUCCUCGCGUUUCCGUCGCAUCAAGAGGGCUCCUCCUACGACGCCCCCCUCUGGAAUCCGAUCUGGAUCACCUCCCGACAAAUCAUCGUCGGAAAGUAAACUUGGCUCUGUGGGCUGCCGUGCACCACCGCCGACCCUGACAAUUCCAACCAACCAUGCUUCUCGAAAUGAUCUACCUUCAAAGUCGCCUUUUCGUCGAGGGUUCCAUUUUCGACAUUCGCAUAAGCGCGCCCGAUCUCCCACUCCCACUUCGUUAGCUAUGCCUCCUUCGCCCGCCGUAACUAGUCAGGAUAGUGCAGUCGAACUUAGCAGAACAACUCCUGCUAGCGCUGUUGAAGACAAAGGUGAGAAGGAAAUGAUCAAGGAAACCCCCAAACCCAGGAUUCCUGCUUUCCUGAAUCUGUCCCAGCAAGAUAUCGAGGCUAAGUUCCAAGAUCUUAACUGGUCAGAGCGUUUUCGUCUGCAAGAGUCCUUCCAUAACCCAUCCCCGAAUUUUAAAUUCGCACGCGUUACGACACCCGAGACUAAGAUUCUCGACCGGUACGCGAACAUUCAACCAUGGGCCAACAACCGCGUCAAACUACAGGUGCCAGACGGUCAGCUUGAUUAUAUCAAUGCGUCGCCCAUCACUCUCAAUUCCCUCCUAGAUCCUCAGUCCAAGCCACCGCAUCGUUACAUCGCCAUGCAAGGACCCAAAUCAGGGACUAUGGAUCACGUUUGGCGAAUGGUAGUGGAGCAGCUACAAAGCCCUGCCGUAAUUGUGAUGCUGACCGAAACACACGAGGGUGGAAUGGAGAAGUGCUAUCCAUAUUUCCCUCGGUUCGUCGAGGAAGAGCCUUGGGUAGUAGGCGAGGACGACGAAUUUGGAGACGGGUUUCGCGCCGAGAUUAAGUGUGUUGAUAUCGAAGAACACGCGAACGGUGCAAUUGAGGUUCGAAAGCUCAGCAUUCACGUCGAGGGCCGAGAGGAGGAUAUGAUUGUAUGGCACCUCCUUUACCGUAAAUGGCCCGACUUUGGCGUCCCUGCCCUCGAGGACAUUGACAGCUUCUUCGAGCUCAUGCGUCUUUCGAGAGAGAAGAAUGCAAGUGAGGACAACCCACGAAUCAUUCACUGUUCGGCAGGUGUGGGCAGAAGCGGAACGUUCAUCGCCCUUGAGCAUCUCAUGCGAGAGAUAGAUUCAGGUGAUGUGGAUCGUCUCGAGAUGAAUACCAACAGUGAUGGGGAGGAUCUCGUCUAUAAGACGGUCGACGCGCUGAGGGAGCAGCGCAAGCAGAUGGUCCAAGCCGAGUCGCAGUACCUAUUCAUUUAUCAGGUGCUGCGUAAGCUCUGGCUGGACAAGCAUGGGCUUACCGAACAGGAUAUCCGGGAGGAGCCCGCAGCUAAGAGGUUGGAGGUUGAUUUCGACCCUUUUAUUGAUUGAAGAAGUUAACAUGAUGAAGAUGAACUACGCGGCGGUCUUCGUAUCAUACCAUUCACAGUUUUGCACGGCAUCGCGAUGGCGUUAAGAGGGGAUACAUUUGGUUUCGGCACUUCUCUUCACCCGUCGGAUUUUUAUAUCACACUAUGGUCUAGCAUAACAACGGGCACAGGAUCAUAGGAAGGCAUAGGGGUGCAUUGGAAGUAUUAUUCAUGGAAGGGCGUCUUUAACAUCAAUGGUACACGAGAGGAUUUCAGGAAUUAGGCCGUCUUCUAGGAGCAAAUCAAGGUAUGCAUAGGAGGAAAAGCUCUACAAGGCCUCUGGAUUCGGAAGACAUUGUCAUUUGAGAGAUACCCUUUCUAUUAAAUUAGCCGAUAGCAGAUAACCGCCGCAUUGGUUUGUACAAUUUGCGAGUUUGGGACGGUUUCACUGUAGCCGUCGUUGGUAUUUAAAGGCACAGAUUGUGGCGUACAACCGCAAGAGUGGGUUACACGGUGCAAGACUCUCAUGCCCUCAGAUAACGAUACAUCACGAAGGUCACAACCUAUCAUGCAGGUUCAUGAUGUAAGGGCACUGGAAGUCAUAUAUCUGGUUGAACUUGCAGACUUGUAGCUGGGGUAGCUACCCCGCCUUGGCUGAUCCCAAUCGUCGAUAGUCAAAUAAUAAUCAUGAAAUAAUUCAUGAACCCUAAAUUG
Molecule: messenger RNA, 2847 nt
Organism: Daldinia vernicosa
Lineage: Eukaryota; Fungi; Ascomycota; Sordariomycetes; Xylariales; Hypoxylaceae
Product: phosphatases II
Exons: 2
Coding region: 725-2155 (476 amino acids)
Biological process (GO): protein dephosphorylation
Molecular function (GO): protein tyrosine phosphatase activity
Source: RefSeq, a predicted model, not a curated record